GAAAGAGAGGGAGGGAGGGAGACCAGUAUAGAGACCCUUUCUCUUUUUCGAACGAUCAGUCCACAGGAGCUCCUCUGCCUGACAGGACUCAGCCGCCUACCGUUCUACACUUUUAAACAUACCCGCUAUCACGACGCACGAGCCGAAGACAGAUCACAGUGUCAGAGACUCAUUCUCACAUCUCAAAAAGAAAAAAGAGGACCACCGAUCCAAUCAGCGCGGCUCGCACACAUGCAUACCCGCCAGCUCUGAGGAGGCUGGGGUCCAAGCUGGAGAGGCAAGGUGAGAAUGGAAUGGAAUCUCAGAAGAAUGGAAAGUGAACUGAGACACAUCAACCCAGACCUGCUGCAGCCCAGCAAGAGCUUCAAGAAGCCCACGUCAGGCACGAUCACGAUCAACGUCGGGGGCUUCCUGUACACCGCUCACCGGAGCACCCUCGCUAAGCACCAGGGUACCUUUCUGGAAGAGCUGGCCAAUGGUAAGAAGCCCGUCCAGCACAUGGAUUCCAUGGGAAACCCCUUCAUUGACAGAGACGGUCCAGUUUUCCGGCAUGUGCUCAACUACCUGCGAACCGGAGAGCUCCAGCUACCCGACGACUUCCGGGAGGCGGGGCUCCUCCGAAGAGAGGCCGAUUUUUACCGUCUGGUUGAACUUGUCGAGGCCGUGGCUGAGUGGGAAAGUCACAGGGCUGCCCAGCGGGAGCCUGCCUUUUUGGAGAUGACAGAUAGCCACGAGAGGUCACAAGGCCUCAAGGUGUACUGCAGCGAUCACACCUUCAUCGAAAAGGUCAAAGGCCGGCUGGUGCAGAUCUCAAAGAGUCGCCUGGAUGGGUUUCCGGAAGAAUUUGAGGUGUCUUCCAACGUGAUCCAGUUCAGACAUUUCAUCAAGUCGGAGCCGGGCUCGCGGCUCGUGCUGAAGGAGGACAGCACGUUCUUGUGCACGCUUGACUGCCUGAAACUCGAGACCGUGAUGCUCGCCUUGAGAUCUGGCUUCAGGUUGGUCACCAGCCUGGACAGCAGCAAAGGCUCUGUCGUGGCAGCUGAAGCCCUGCAUUUUGUCAAAUAGGCUGAGAGGGAGUUUGGAAGAAAGAAGAGAGGUGUGACACCCAGAGGGGGAGAAAAAAAAAUAGAAGCAGUGCCUGAUUACACCACCACCCCUCCAACAUUUGAUUUUGACUUGAAGGUCUCGUAAUACAUGUUGAGCUGUGAUUUGUUAUUAGUGGAAAAAGAAGAGUUCAAGAAGAGUGUGCUUUCACUUGAUGUUUAAACCGUAUCUUCACAAUUCAUUGCACAACGUUGGCCCACAAUCAAAGCAUUUAAUCGGCCAGAAUAAUUUGAGUGGCAUCAUCUGCAAGGAAUGCUAUUUUGGUUUCAAUGUUUGUUCUGCCAGUCAGUCCAAUUGCAUUUAAUGGUCCGAUGCUAAUUUGACUUUACAUCAGUCCCCACAAGUGCAGUGAAGACGGCACAGUAACCCCUUUGACAUCAAAUUGAAAAAAAAA
Hippocampus comes (tiger tail seahorse) is the source of this 1498-nucleotide messenger RNA. RefSeq names its product potassium channel tetramerization domain containing 4 (gene kctd4). NCBI's taxonomy places the organism in Eukaryota, Metazoa, Chordata, Actinopteri, Syngnathiformes, Syngnathidae. Gene Ontology annotation, molecular function: protein binding. The transcript has a single exon. Bases 289 to 1065 code for a protein of 258 amino acids. Gene Ontology annotation, biological process: protein homooligomerization. The record is from RefSeq and is a predicted model, not a curated record.